Messenger RNA from Malus domestica (apple), 1889 nucleotides. RefSeq names its product glucan endo-1,3-beta-glucosidase 11-like. Lineage: Eukaryota; Viridiplantae; Streptophyta; Magnoliopsida; Rosales; Rosaceae. Gene Ontology annotation, cellular component: plasma membrane. The record is from RefSeq and is a predicted model, not a curated record. Gene Ontology annotation, molecular function: hydrolase activity, hydrolyzing O-glycosyl compounds. Gene Ontology annotation, biological process: carbohydrate metabolic process.
CAUACUAACUAAAACGUAAGCUCUCUCCCUCUCCUCUCUCCCCCUCUCAUCUCAACUUCACAGUUGCGUGCCUACUUGGACAUUGGACCCACCGUCCCAGCUCAUUUCUGAAUUUGUGAGAGUGAGAGUCUGAGAGUGGAAGUUCACAGCUUUAUACUAUUACUCCUCACUCUCUCUCCUCAGAGUUGCCCAUUCUCUCUCUCUCCCCUCGUUGUGGCCCAAUUUGGAGUUGCCUGCAGCUACAUUCUUCCCUUUCCAGUCUCCAAGCUGAGCAGUGAGCUCCAAAAAUGGCAGCCACCACUAGCUUCCCCUACUCCUCUGCAAUUUUCCUUUCAAUUCUCAUCAUUUCAGGGUUCAUGUUUCCAGAAACGGUAAAUUCAAUGGGGAUAAACUACGGCCAAAUCGCCAACAACUUACCCUCUCCCGACGACGUCGUUCCGCUGGUGAAAGCCAUCGGCAUCUCCAAGAUCAAGCUCUACGACGCCGAUCCCAAAGUCCUCAAAGCCUUCGCCAACACCGGCGUCCAGUUCAUAGUGGGCCUCCCCAACGAGUACCUUGCCAAGGUCCAGGACCCGGCCCAGGCCCAAUCCUGGGUCAAGUCCAAUGUCCAGGCCCAUCUCCCCGCCACCAACAUUACCUGCAUCUUCGUCGGCAAUGAGGUCCUCACCUUCAACGACACGUCGUUGAGCAACAAUCUCCUCCCGGCAAUGCAGAGCGUCCACACCGCCCUUGUCGGUCUAGGCCUUGACAAGCAAGUCGCCGUCACCACCGCCCACUCCCUCUCCAUUCUCCAGACCUCGUAUCCGCCGUCCGCCGGCGCUUUCCGCCGAGAUCUGACCGGCUGCAUCACUCCGAUCCUCAAUUUCCACGCCAAAACCGGAUCGCCGUUCCUGAUCAAUGCCUACCCUUACUUCGCUUACAAAUCGAACCCUAAGCAAGUGCAGCUCGAGUACGUCCUCUUCCAGCCGAACUCCGGCUCCCUUGAUCCUGCCACCAAUCUCCACUACGACAACAUGCUGUUCGCCCAGAUCGACGCCGUGUACUCCGCCCUGGGCUCCCUCGGUUUCAAGAAGCUCCCGGUCCACAUCUCCGAGACCGGGUGGCCGUCGAAGGGCGACGAGGACGAGGUCGGAGCGACGCCGGAGAACGCGAAGAAGUACAACGGUAAUCUGAUCAAGCUCAUUUGCCAGAAGAAGGGCACGCCGCUCAGGCCCGGGUCGGAUCUCAACAUCUACGUGUUCGCCCUGUUCAAUGAGAACAUGAAACCCGGCCCGAGUUCAGAGAGGAACUUCGGGCUGUUUAAACCCGACGGGUCGCCCGCGUACUCAAUCGGGCUCUCGACGGGCAACAUUUCCUUUGGAAACUCUAAUUCAAGUUCAAGUUCGGGUUCGGGUUCGGGUUCGGGCCAGGGACAGGUGAAUCCGAUUAGUAAUGGUGGGUCGCCGUCUGGUUCUUCCGGCACGCCAUACUUGUCCAUUUCCUCCGCCCCCGCCACGGUAAGAGAGAUUCCAUGUGAUUGGUUGGAUUGCGAUGAUGUGGCUGCUGGCCUCCUUGUUGAUGAAAAGCUGAUAGCAAAAUAUCUAAAGUUGCUCAAGAUCAGAUCUCAAAAUCUGAAUGGACGGUGGAAAAGAGAGAAAAUAAAUAGAGGAGGUUACUUGGGAAUUAGGAACGAGGGCAAUUAUUAUUUAUUUAUAAUUCAGUGUCUUAAUAACAACUCUAGUGGAUUAGGGGUAGGAGGGUGAUUAGUGUUUAAUUAAAGUUUAAUGAUGGUGCUGAGGAGCGUUUUAGAAGGCAGAGGCUAGAGGGGAGGGGCCCCCACUUUUGUAUUUGUUGUUGUAAAAUAUUUUAUCUUUCUCAUGUACUAAAAGAGUUUUUUUUUUUUUUCUGUA